Messenger RNA from Penaeus chinensis, 4063 nucleotides. Its product is annotated as protein OPI10 homolog. The coding region runs from base 504 to 1109 and encodes 201 amino acids. NCBI's taxonomy places the organism in Eukaryota, Metazoa, Arthropoda, Malacostraca, Decapoda, Penaeidae. Gene Ontology annotation, molecular function: nuclear import signal receptor activity; Hsp70 protein binding. Gene Ontology annotation, biological process: protein import into nucleus. Gene Ontology annotation, cellular component: cytosol; nucleus. The transcript has 4 exons. The record is from RefSeq and is a predicted model, not a curated record.
ACAAUGUCUCAGGUUUUUAUCUUAUUAAAAAAGAUGAUGAAGAAAUAACAAACGAAAUAGAUCUAAUCCUUGAAAUUACAAUUUCCACGGAUAUGAAAUUUUUAAAAAAAGGUAUUAGAUCGAAGGAAAUAUGAUUAAAAUCCAAACGGAAGAAAUAAAAAUAUAAAAAAAGGAAUCAAAACAGAGGGAGAAAGAAAGAAAGAGAGAGAGAGAGAGAGAGAGAGAAAGAAAGGAAGAGAAAUAGAGAAAAGAGACAAUAAUAAAAGAGAGAAAUCAGUACAUCAGUUCACGAAGAUUCCAGAAUAUAACAAGAAAAGAGGAAGAGAAGAGAAGAGAGAAGGAGAGAAAGGAAGAGACACAGACACAAAGCAGAAGAAGAAGAAGAAGAAGAAGAGAGGAGGAAGGAAAAAGGCAAAGAAUUGUCACCUAUUGUCAAGUCUAUUUUGGAAGUGAAUUAGUGAUUUUGAAACACAUUUUAAGACUUAUUUUUCCCGACCUCUGUUAUGGCCAAUCUCUUUGGAAUUAUCGUGUCGGGGCGUCUGGUGCAAACAAACUUCGAGCAAGUGGGGGAGAAACAGUUUCUCUGCAUCAUUCCCGAGGCUGACAACAUCAAUCACGUGGUAGUCUUUCUGACGGGCAGUGUCCCCUUUCCCGAUGGUCUUGGGGGCUCAGUGUACUUCAGUUGGCCAGACCCCAAUGGCCCCCCCACCUGGCACCUUCUGGGUAACAUAACGAACGCCAAACCCUCAGCAAUAUUCAAGAUUUCCGGCCUAAAGAAAACGGGCGACUCAGUCCUACAGUCGGGGUAUAAUUUCGGAGCCCAGAAAGUAUCCCACAAUGCUCAGAUUGGGAUAUCGGUGGAACCACUGUCACAAAUACAGGGACAGGUUGCCAAUCCAUCCACAGAAGCAUCAACCCUGAAUUCCUACAUGGAGUUCAGCCAUGCUAUGUGCGAAAAUCUCUACAACUUUGCAUCUAGCUUCGCCCAGAGUCCUUCGCAGAUCACCCCUAAUCCAUCCGAACAGUACUUACCCUUCUCAGUGCUCACGAAAUGGUACGAGAGCUUCAGCCGGAAGUUGCAACAGAACCCGAAUUUCUGGAAGAAGUAGUGAUCCAAGGCAGUUGCAUCCUUUUUCUGGCUCUUGUAUAAGUGUAGACUGUUUGUGGAUUGCCAGUGAUUGAUGCGUAUAUGACUAGCACAAGCAGAAUACAUUUGUCCAGCAAAAUGCCUUUACUACGCUCAAAGAAAAUAAUAAAAUAAUAUAAUGGAGAUCAUGAAUUAUCUCUCUAUCUAAUGUCUCUUGGUUUUGCUUAUACAUCUGAUACAGGGGAAAUAACAGCGUUUUAAUGCUGUAUUGUAUUCUCUUUUAUAUAGCUAUGAUAUUAUAGAAUGCAUUGCGAUUAAAUUUUAUUCAAAGUUAGUUUAUUCAUAACUCAUAAUUCUCAUUUCUUUGUGAAACACGGUGAUGAUUUAGUGGCCUAUACAUCCAUAUAAAAAAAGUGCAAGUCUUUGUCAUACUAUGGUGAUUUAUUGUGUAAUUUCUUAUGGAUAUAUAGACUUUUGGCCAAAAAAAACUUCCAUGAGGUUGGUCACUUGUUGUUAAGGUUGAAGGUUUGGACAAGAUUACAACAGCAAUUCCAGGUAUUGUUCACAGAACGGAGUAAUGGAGAUAAAUUAUAUAUCAUAAGUUUCUGAUUGCAUCUCAAUCAUUAUUUGUAAAGGAAUAUCUAUCUCUGGCAUAAGAAUUUCAAGGAAAUGGCAUUUUCAUUUUAAUUACACUUUCUGUCCCAUGAUGAAAGGAAUUUUACAAUUAAUGGGAAUUGUAAAUUAAGUCUUACUGUACCCUAUUUUUAGUUUUUAUGUUAACCUCUUUUUUUUUUUUACUUACAGUAUAAUGUUAUGUUUACCUGCUGUGUAUAAGAAAAAAAGUUAGAUAUAUAUAUUUUAUUUGUUUUCUAAGUUUUCCUAUACUGUUGUCAGUUUUAUACUGAUUUUGUGUACCUUUUUAAUAUUUUUGAUUUUUAUAAUACCUGUUUAUGUUUGUGGGGUCUGUUUUGGGUGUAUAAAAUGGAAACUACUCAGUUAAUACAGACUGGAUUCCUUUUUAUACACAGUCACUCAGCCCAGUUUGUAGUUAACUAGAUUUACCAGUGUCCUCUUGUGUGCUUCUGUUAACAAGGGUCGUGUAAACAAUGUCCCAGAUUUAUUUUAGAGAAGAGAAAAAAGAGGCAGUUGCAGAUGGGAUUGGUAGACCUUUUAAAAAGUGUGGCCCAUCUUUUCUGUGCUUGAAGUGUGAACUGUGAUACAAGAAAAAACUAAUAAAUGCUUAAGAUGAUUGUACAAUAUCUUGUGUAAAUUGCAUGGAUUCCAAUCAUUAAUAUGAUCUCACACUGUCAAAAUAAAUUACUGACAUGGAAGAAAAUCAUGGACACAAGAUAAAAUGUAAUGUAUACUGAAAAAUAACAAAAUAGCAAUCAGUCAGUCCAGGUACAAUGUUCAGUGCAAUGUCAAAGCUGCUGAUGAUAGUUAUAGUUAUCAAUAGUAAUCCUUUAGUCUCCCUCUUACCACUGCUUUCUUUCCAGCAAAUUAUUUGCUUUUAAGUUUCACUACUACAAUUUCUUUUAACAUAUUCAAGGCUGCUAUUACAUUAUGACUACUCCAGGAGACAAAACUAAUAGUUUCACUGUUAUGGUACCAAAAUAUAAAGACAGAUAGGCAGACAGACAAAGACAUACACUCAUACACAUUUAAAUAUUAACUUUGUCACAGAAACAUGUGUCAUGGAUAUAUCCCUUUUCCUGAUAAAUUACUUAUUGGUCUAUUCUCUUUACCCCAUUAACUGCAGUAUUAAAAAUUGGCUAGCAGCCAGUAAUGCAGGUUCUUGGCACCUAUUGGAAAUUUCCCUUGUUUGUGACUGGCUCUUGAAGCGCAGUUGGCCCGUAAUAGUGACAUGAAGCAGGAUAUGUUUCAUUUAUGAAAACUUUCUGCCAAUUCAACAUGCAAUGUCAUUAGCAGCAUAAACAAAAAGGGGAAAAGCCCCCAUCUAAAGUUUUUUGGUUCAGUAAGGCAAUGUCUGUGGAUGUCCAGAAUGGUCAAAGGUCAAAACAAACAAAUGUACCAGGCAUCAAAGGUUACACAACACUAUGAGAAAGUAUUGUGGCAAAAAGGGUAAAUGUAAGUUAACAAUUUGGAAAAGUGAACAGAAGAGGGGAUGAAGAAGAGGAGGAAAAGUAAAGGGGGAGAAGAAAAAACCCUGCAAAAUUAGUUGAGGCGAGGGCUGAGGUCCAAGGCAGGGGUGAUCCCUACAGUCUUACCUGAAUUGUGGAGAAACAACUGAAUACUGCCUAAAUAAUAUUCACAAUUCUGAAGUAAUUCUUCGGUCCUGACAUCAAAAAUUAACUGUAGAUCAUUUAUCUAAGUACCUGACAUCACAUUAAUGUAGAUUCAUAGGUAUAACAAUCAUCAAACUGUACUCUUUAUUUAUCUCUCUUUCUCUUUCUUUCAUGGCAAAGAUGUACUUUAGAUGUUGCCAAUGACUGGCUGAAUGCAAGACUUCAAUAAAACUGUUGCAUUUAAAACAAUCAUCACCAACCUAUCAACUGUCAAAUGAUUUUCAUCACUAUAACAAUAAAAAAAAAUAGCAUAGUUUUUCUUGCCAUUGCCCAUACCACUGCAUACAGGCCAUUAACCAUAUUUGCUCUUUAAGACCUAGACAGACCCAUUUCCCUCAAUCACCCUUUAGAGAUGGCAUUGUUAUUCCAAAUAAUUUCUCAACCUAUCACAUAUGGAAAGCUUCCUUCAUACUCUUAAGGCCCUUAAGAAUUCAUACAUAUCUGUUGUUUUAUACAUCAACUUGUUUUACUUAUAUGUGGCAACUACUCUUUGUUUUCUUUAACCUUAACCUGGUUUGUGCAUAUUGUUGAUCUAAUAACAAAUGAACACUAAUCAGUCGGCGAGUGCUGUUUACGCCUUAUAUUUUUAAGACUGACUUAUAGUUCAACUUUAUAAUUUGUAAAUGUUUUUCAAAUGCUCUUUAUAUGAAAUGCAUGUGAGAUGAUUGCC